Molecule: messenger RNA, 987 nt
Organism: Melitaea cinxia (Glanville fritillary)
Lineage: Eukaryota; Metazoa; Arthropoda; Insecta; Lepidoptera; Nymphalidae
Product: carbonyl reductase [NADPH] 3-like
Exons: 2
Coding region: 64-897 (277 amino acids)
Molecular function (GO): carbonyl reductase (NADPH) activity
Source: RefSeq, a predicted model, not a curated record
UAACAGUUUUAACAGAAGCUCAAAAAGGUCUUUAACGGUAUCUUUAAUUGAAUUUUGAGUAAAAUGAGUGUUAAAGUGGCUGUAGUAACAGGAGCUAAUAAAGGAAUAGGUUUUGGGAUAGUCCGCGGUCUCUGCAAACGUUUCGACGGAGUUGUUUAUUUAACAUCACGAAAUGAAAAACGCGGCAAAGAUGCAGUUGCCGCCCUUGAAAAUGAAGGACUGCGACCGAAAUAUCACCAACUGGACAUCACAAGUACUCAAAGCUUACAAGUAUUUCACGACUAUAUCAAGGAGAAGUAUGGUUACAUUGAUGUUUUAGUGAAUAACGCUGGAAUCAUGUUUAAAAGUAACGCCCCAGAGCCGGAAGGAGUUCAGGCGGAGGAAACUUUGCGGGUUAAUUAUUUCUCUGUUCUUUCCACAUGUGAAAUUCUGUUUCCGCUACUUCGAAAUGGCGCAAGAGUGGUAAAUAUUUCUAGUUCGUUAGGUCAUUUAAGCUAUAUACCUAGCGAGAAACUGAGACAGAAAUUUCAAGACCCCAAGUUGACUAUACCGGAGCUCUCAGACCUAAUGCGUCAGUAUGUAGAAGCGGCUAAACAAGGCACUCAAGCAGCGGAAUGGGGAGACUCAGCAUAUAAUGUCUCUAAAGUUGGAUUAACAGCUUUGACAAUGAUACAACAGAGACUGCUCAAUGACAGAGAUAUCAAAGUUAACGCGGUACACCCUGGUUAUGUGGACACUGAUUUGUCAUCUCAUCAGGGUCCCUUAUCAAUAGACCAGGGUGCUGAGGCCCCACUGUACUUAGCGUUGGAUGCUCCCGACUCUGUCAAAGGGCAGUAUGUCUGGUAUGACAAGAGGAUCGUCAGCUGGUCAGGACCACAACCAGAAGAGAUUUAUUAAACUAUAUGUGUAUGUGUAUUUAUUUACUUUUUCGUAAAUGUGUAAUCUACACAAAAACAGUUUUACAUAAAAUAAAACUUAAAAUAUUAA